Camellia sinensis is the source of this 5282-nucleotide messenger RNA. RefSeq lists its product as uncharacterized. NCBI's taxonomy places the organism in Eukaryota, Viridiplantae, Streptophyta, Magnoliopsida, Ericales, Theaceae. The record is from RefSeq and is a predicted model, not a curated record.
AGAGAGAGAGAGGGAGAAAGAGCGAAGACGAAGAAGAGAACAUGAAGAGAAAACGGAGGGAAGAGUAGCCCUUCGGAGCGACAGCCAUUUCUUCGCUCGAGCAGUUCUUCGGAGUUACCUCCUUCGCAGCUUCGUUCGUCUUCGCUUCUCCGCCCGGUCGAUGAAGACCCACGAACGAAGCAAACGGAGCCGUCUCUCGUACCUCUCCCUCGCACCGCCCAAUUUCAGCCCUAAGUUAUUUAAUACAGUGGAUCAUGUCAUUCUUCCUAAUGGCAAUGGCCUAAAGAGACCAUGGACUUUGGUUAUCCCCAAAAUAUUACUCCAAAUAUCCUUAAGUUUUACAUCACUCAUGAAGUACACUUGCCAUUCUUGUCAAAAGUUCAAGGGGAACAGCUUGCUAAUAAAAAAAGGUUUUCUCAUGCAUAGAGAAACAAAUGGUCACUUGAUUGAAGAGUUUGUUGCUGAUGAUGUUGUUGCUUUUAGGUUUAUCAGUUUGAGGAAUGUUAAGAUGUAUAUUUAAUUUUAGACUGGGGUUGAUUUUGUUUUCUCGUAAUGUUUAUGCGGUUUGUCAAUAUGUGUCUUGGCCAAUCAUGUUUUCUUGCUUUUGGGUUGAAUGUUUAAUACUUGUGUUCUUUGCACCUUAGUUUUGUAAAAUGUUAUUAUUACCUUAUUGCUGGGGGAGAAAAAAAUCAUAAUAAUGAACUACUUACAAUUGCCAUGGGCACAGGUCAUUGUGCAACGCACAACGCCCCAUAACUAGUGUAUACAUAUGUAUAGCAGACCUAUGAGUUGUACUUUUUUUUGAGUAGCCUAUGAGCUAUACCUCACCAUCGUAGAUGAUCUCUGUAAAUCUCCUCCCACACCUUUCUCCCUCGUACGUCUCACCCACCCUCACUCUCUUUCCACUGCAAACCCCGCCCCCACCAUCUCUCCGACAACCCACUGCCCCCAUUAUCCCCCAUUGUCACGAUCCUUACACUACAGCACCCUCAAUACUUUAGCGACCUCACCUCCGACUGUCGAAGUUGGUGGUUAGGGUUAUGUUGUGAUUUCCACAUUGCAAGCCCCUCACACUUCGGCUCCAAGAGAGGAGAGUGGGACUCAGAGAGAGAGAGGGAGGGGUCAAUGGGGAGGGUAGCUACGGAGUGACUACCUAUUUGGUUGCUGGACUUUAAAAUGGCCAGAGAAAAUGCUAGCCGAAGCUGUUGGGUUGGGGUUAAGGGUAAAAUUGUUUUUUAAAAAAAGCACUUUAAUUCAUUUUGGGUCACAUCACCUCUCACAUUUUUACACUUUUUUUUAUAAAAAAAAGUCAAAAAAAAUAAAAAAAGUCAAAAAAAAUAAAAAAUCAACUUUUAACUAUCUUCUCAAAACACCUCUAAAGGUCACAAGUGUGGACUCUACGCCGAUGUGGGAUAUGUGGUUAGAUAUCCCUAACACUAUCCAAAGUAAAAAAUGUAACCAUCCUCAAAAUAACACGUGUUAGGGUAAAUGUGCUAUGUUGUGUCUAUGUAGGGUAAUAUAUACUAGUAUAUACAUGUAAGCUUGUCCCAUCAUUUCUUGUCUCUCGCUCUAGUCUUUUCAUCACUCUCUUUCAAUUGUAAUGGCUAAGAGAGCUUUUCUCGUUGCUGUCGUAUUUUCCAUCAUUAAGCACCAUUUUGGAAGAGCUUUGAAUGUUGCAAAAAGCUUAGGGUAUGAUUAUUUUUCAUUUCCUUUCGAUUUACGUGAAUUUUUUGACCUUUUUUUUUGUCUUUGUUUUUGAUUUUUUAUAUGAAGAAUGCGAUUGUUUCGAUAGACAGAAGAUGAAGAUGAAGUUAAAAAAAAUUAUGUAUGGAGAGCAAUAUGAGUUUCUUCAUAAGAACUUUGAAAAAGGAUGAGCUGAAACUUGAUGAGGAGAAGGAUGAGGAGACUGAUGGGAAGAAAAAGGAGGACGAGCUUGUUGUUAAGGAGAAAUAUGAGAAAAGGAAGAACGAUGAAGAGGAGCUUGAUGAAAAGAAGAUGGUUGAGGAGGGGGAGAUGGAUGAAGAGAAGCUUGUUGAAAAGAAGAAGAAAGAUGAGUUCUAUUUGUCUUGAAUGGAAUCUCUCUCAAAGGUUAUGAUUAUUCAGGGCAUUGGGGACAUGACUUUGAAGAGUUUAGCCACCCUCCUUUCUGUUGUAGGGAAGUUUCCUAAAGAGUCAUCGGUAGAAGUCAUUAAUGACUGGCAUAAGUGCCAAGGAAUAGAUGAGAGUUGUUACGUUAAUUUUGUCAUAUAUUAAUGUCAUGGACAAGAAGAUUGAUAGAAAGUUUGACAACCUAACUGAAAAAAUAGAUGUAAUAGAUGGGAAGUUCGACAACUUCACUAAAAAAAUAGAUGUCAUGGAUGGCAUCCAUUUUUUCAGUGAUGUAAAUUUUUCCCUAACAUCUAUUUUUUUAGUUAGGUUGUCAAACUUUCCAUCAAUCUUCUUGUCGCUGAUUUUAGUAUAUGAUAGAAUUCUUGUAAUUGCCUUCAUCUGUUUCUUGGCAUCUAUGCUAGUCAUGGAUUUAAUGACCUCUACCGAUACCCUCUUUAAGAGACUUUUCUGCAGCAGAGAGGGUGACUAGACUCUUCAAAAUUAUGUCCCCAAUGCCUUGAAUAAUCAUAACCUUUGAGAGGGAUUUCAUUGAAGACAAAUAGAAUUCAUCUUUGUUCUUCUUUUCAAGAAGCUCCUCUUCAUCCAUCUCCUUCUCCUCAACCAUCUUGUUUUCAUAAAGCUCCUCUUCAUUGUUCUUCCUGUUCCCAUAUUUCUCCUUAACAAGAAGCUCCUCCUCCUUUUUCUUCCCAUCAGUUUCCUUCUCAUCCUUCUCCUCAUAAAGUUUCAGCUCAUCAUUUUUCAAUGUUUUUAUGAAGAAACUCAUAUUGCUCUCCAUACAUAAUUUUUUUUAACUUCAUCUUCAUCUUCUGCCUAUCUAAACAAUCGCAUUCUUCAUAUAAAAAAAAAAAGGUCAAAAAAUUCACGUAAAUCGAAAGGAAAUGAAAAAUGAUCAUACCCCUAAGCUUUUUGCAGCAUUCGAAGCUCUUUUAAAAUGGUGCUUGAUGAUGGAAAAAACAACAACAACGAGAGAAGCUCUUUUAGCCAUUACAACUGAGAGUGUAUGAUGAAAAGACUAGAGCGAGAGACAAGAAAUGAUGGGACAAGCUUUAUAUGUAUAGACUAGUAUAUAUUACCCUACAUAGACACAACAUAGCACUUUUACCCCUAACACGUGUUAUUUUGAGCAUGGUUACAUUUUUUACUUUGGAUACUGUUAGGGAUAUCUGACCACAUAUCCCACAUGGUGUAUAGUCCACACUUGUGACCUUUAGAGGUGUUUUGAGGAGAUAGUUAAAAGUUUAUUUUUUUUAAAAAAAUGUGAGGUAAUGUGACCCAAAAUGAAUUGAAGUGUUUUUUUUUUUAAUAACAAUUUUACCCUUGACCCCAACCGAACAACUUCGGCCGGCAUUUUCUCCGGCCAUUUUAAAGUCUGCGACCAAAUAGGCAGCCACUCCCUAGCUACCCUCCCUGUUGACCCCUCUCUCACUCUCCUCUCUUGGGGCCGAAGUGUGACGGGCUUGCGAGGUGGAAAUCACAACCUAACCCUAACCAACAGCUUCGACAGUCGGAGGUGAGGUCGCUGAAGUAUUGAGGGUGCUGCGGUGUAAGGAUCGCGACGGUGGGUCACCGGAGAGUGAUGGUGGGGUUUGCAGUGGAAAGAGAGUGAGGGUGGUGAGAUGUACGGGAGGGGAAAGGUGUGGGAGGAGAUUUGCAGAGAUCAUCUGCAAUGGUGAGGUAUAGCUCAUAGGCUACUCCAAAAAAGGUACAAUUCAUAGGUCUGCUACAUAUGUAUACACUAGUUAUGGCCCAUGGCAAUUGUAAGUAGUUCAUUAUUAUGAUUUUUUUCUCUCGGCAAUAAGGUAAUAAUAGCAUUUUACAAAACUAAGGUGAGAAGAGCACUUGUAUUAAACAUUCAAUCCAAAAGAAAGAAAACAUGAUUGGCCAAGACACAAAUUGACAAACCACAAACAUUACAAGAAAACAAAAUAGACCCCAGCCUAAAAUUAAAUCUACAUCUUAACAUUCUGAUAAACCUGAAAGUAGCAACAAACCUUCAGUCAAGUGACCAUUUGUUUCUCUAUGCAUGAGAAAACUUUUUUUUAUUAGCAAGCUGUUCUACUUGAAGUGUGCACAAAAAUCAAAAUAUGCGGAGCACUAAAGUCCAAUAGCAUAAAACAAAAUAAAUAAACGAUGAAAAAAAAUAAGCACAGCUUCUUAGUUACACCCCUAAAACAGAACAACAACACAAAACAAGAUUGUAGGGAAGUUUCCUAAAGAGGCAUCGGUAGAAGUCAUUAAAUUCGUGACUGGCAUGAGUGCCAAGGAAUAGAUGAGAGUUGUUACAAUAAUUCUGUCAUAUACUAAAUUUAUGGACAAGAAGAUUGAUAGAAAGUUUGACAACUUCACUUAAAAAAUAGAUGUCAUGGAUGGCAUCCAUUUUUUGUGUUGUGUACUUUUCCCUAACAUCUAUUUUUUUAGUCAGAUUGUCGAACUUUCCAUUCAUGUCAUUUAUCUUUUUGUUCAUGAAUUUAGUAUCUGAUAGAAUUCUUGUAACUGCCCUCAUUUGUUGCUUGGCAUCUAUGCCAGUCAUGGAUUUAAUGACCUUUACCGAUGCCUUUUUAAGAGACUUUCCUGCAAUAGAAAGGAGGGUGGCUAGACUCUUCAAAGUCAUGUCUCCAAUGCCUUGAAUAAUCAUAACGUUCGAGAGAUGGAACGGACAAUAGGACACCUUAGUGAUCUAUGCGUGAGUUGCUACCAUGGAUCUACGGGAGGGAGAAUUUUUCUGUAACAAAAAAAAAGAAAAAAAUAUGGAAAGCUUGGCAACUUGAGUAAAAAAAUGGAUGCUAUAGACUGAAAGCUUAACAACCUUAGUGGGAAGCUUGAUGCAAGCAACACCAUGGCACUCCAUCAUUAGCUAUCAUUCUGCUGUUGCCACCACUAUCGGAAAUGGUGGUUUAUCGGACUCUGAAAAUGGUAGAAAUGGUGGUUUUACAAAGACUCUGAAAAUGGUAGAAAUGGUGGUUUUACAAACGGCGGUGGAGAUUUGGGUGAGUGAAUCAUUAUCUUUGAUUUGAAACAGUAUCAGUAUAUUUUAAGUUUUCAAUAAAAAAUUCUCAUUGACGAAUUGUCAGCUUAAUUCAAGAUUUGUUUAAACUCUUGUCUAGGUUUAUGUUUAUUUCAGUGUUUACAACCUAUUUAUAUUAGUUAAACUCUUGUCUAUCUUUGGGUUUAAA